Molecule: messenger RNA, 2368 nt
Organism: Diorhabda carinulata
Lineage: Eukaryota; Metazoa; Arthropoda; Insecta; Coleoptera; Chrysomelidae
Product: dnaJ homolog subfamily C member 25 homolog
Exons: 2
Coding region: 351-1355 (334 amino acids)
Biological process (GO): protein folding
Cellular component (GO): endoplasmic reticulum membrane
Source: RefSeq, a predicted model, not a curated record
AAAGCCAAAUCACUUUUUAAACUAUUAAUUUAGUAUAAUUGACCGAUAAUCUGUGAUAUCACGAAUGAUACAAUCAGAAUCACAGAGUAUGAAAUAGUGGUAAUGGAUAAAAUAUUCGUUACAUAAGUUAAGUUGAAAUAUAUAUAAAAAGUUGUUUAAGUAGAAUGUUUCAGUAGUUUAUUCUUUCACUCUACUGUAGAUAAUUUUCACAGUUAAAAAAGAAGUAGAUUUUAAAAACAUUUUUAAGGUUAAGUUUAAUAGUUGUCAAAUACAUGACAAAUUGUACUGAUAUUUUGAACGUGGCUGUUAAAUAUUUCAAAUAACCUGUUAGAUAUAAUUUUAAAAUUAAUAUGCUCCAAUACUUAAUAGCGAUAACUUCAUUAUUAUUCAUUUCCAUAUUUUCUACAAGUGCUCAAUUAUUGGAAGGGAUAUAUUGUGGUAAAGAAAAUUGUUAUGAUGUACUUGAAAUCACAAGAGAGGCAACGAAAAGUGAAAUAUCCAAAAAUUACCGAAAACUGGCAAAGCAGUAUCAUCCUGAUCUUCAUAGAACACCAGAGGCCAAGGAGAAGGCGGAGGAACGAUUCAAAAUAAUAGCAAAUGCCUAUGAAAUCUUGAAAGAUGAAGAAACUCGUACCGAUUAUGAUUAUAUGUUGGAUAAUCCCGAUGAGUAUUACGCCCAUUAUUAUAGGUAUUACCGAAGAAGAGUAGCUCCUAAGGUAGAUGUUCGAAUUGUUUUAAUUGUUACAAUUUCAAUAAUAUCAGCAAUACAAUAUUACAGUGGAUGGCAGAGAUAUGAUACUGCCAUUAAGUAUUUCAUGACGGUGCCAAAGUAUAGAAAUAAAGCUUUAGAAAUUGCUAAAGAAGACGGACUUUUGCUUCAUGAUAAGAAAGCUCGAAAAAGUAAAAAAGAAUCAAAAGAAGAAACAGAAGGAAUAAUUAAAAGGGUAAUAGAAGAUAAAAUGGAUAUAAAAGGAGCUUAUGCAAAACCGACCAUAAUGGAUAUUCUUUGGAUUCAGUUAAUUAUGCUUCCAUACACAAUUACUAAGUAUAUUUAUUGGAAUUUAUCUUGGUUUUGGAGACACACAGUACUGAAACAAGAAUACAAUGAUGAAGAAAAAUUGUAUAUUAUAAGAAAAUUUAUGAAAAUGAGUGAACAUCAAUUCAAUAGUCAAGAAGAUGACAAAAAGCAGGAAUUUUUAGAUCAAGAAUUAUGGAUAAGAGAAAAGUUCAAUGAAUGGUAUAAACAAGAAGAAGAAAACACCAAAAGGCAAAUGGCUGAAAGUAAUAAAUAUAAACAAUAUAGACGUUAUAUUAAAAAUCAUGGAGUUGGAAGAAUGACAUUUGAUGAUUCUUAAUUUUGUAUUAUUAUUAGGGAUAUUUCAACAAAUUUAAAUCUAUUAUUUAUUUUUUUUUGUACUAUUCACAUCCAUUUUAGUAAAAUCUCUACUGUUUUCUUUUCUUUUUUUUUUUCUCUCCAGCUUAGAUACAAUAUAAACUACACUAACCAGCAAAAUUCGCUCAAAAUUUGUUUAUUGACUGAAACUUUAAUAAAAGUACCUCAGAAUUCUUCUAUUGGCUUAAUUUUGUUGUUACACAAUGUUUUGUUAUUAGAAUUAUCUGAAAAUAUACAGCAGCCACAGUCUUGCAGUUUUCAUUGGUGAUAUCUCUGUAAAAAAAGUCUUCAGCAGUUUGUUGCAAUUUUUUUGAUAGAAUACCAAAUUACUUCACAAUCUUUGCGGUCUUCUUUUUUUCGGUUGUUAGGUUGUAUCCACUGGAAUAUUAUCUUGAGGCCAUCCAUCUGCAUACAUUUUCAUAAGGUACCUGAACCAUUUAAGCAAUUUUUUUUCAAUCCUAUCUAGUGCAGUAUUAUUUGUUUCAAUUUGGCCUCAGUGUGAGCCUGUACUUCAUCGAAAAUUCGCCUUCAAACUGAUCUGUUCUUCACCAAAUUUCCUCAUCCUCUUUUAUUCAAUGUUUGUAAGUAUUUGUGAACUUGAUCUAAUACGGGGUCUACCCGCUUUUCCUCCAUUCUUUGAAUGUGGCCAAACCUUUUCAACCUCUGGGCUUUAAUGAAUGGGAAUGUCUACUAUUUCAUCUAUUUCUCUAUUAUUUUGGAUCCCUCCAACCUGCUUCUAUAAUAGUUUAAGUUCAUCAAACUAUUAAAUAUAACUUUAAGCAGAUAUAACAUAUUGCAUUAACAUUUUAAAGAGGAUGAUUCAGUUAACUCAUACAUUUAUUAUUUUCUCAAUUAAUUUGGAGUACUUAAGCCGGUACUACACGAUGCGUCCAACGUUUGCGACAAUAUUCGCGACAUAUUAUAAGCUAGUACAGAGAUAAUUGAUUAUUAUUAAAAUGUACGUGAUGUAAAAAA